Molecule: messenger RNA, 1150 nt
Organism: Phlebotomus argentipes
Lineage: Eukaryota; Metazoa; Arthropoda; Insecta; Diptera; Psychodidae
Product: vesicular glutamate transporter 1-like
Exons: 6
Coding region: 1-1131 (376 amino acids)
Biological process (GO): transmembrane transport; monoatomic anion transport
Cellular component (GO): plasma membrane
Molecular function (GO): transmembrane transporter activity
Source: RefSeq, a predicted model, not a curated record
AUGAGUGAAUAUGGUUCCGCAGAAAUAUUGGAAGACAGCAAGCUUCCGUUCUGGAGAAAGCGUCGCUAUCAUGUUGUUCUGAUGGUUUUCUUCGGUUUAUUCAAUCUUUUCACUCUUCGAAUUAAUCUCAGUGUUGCGAUCGUCGCGAUGACGGAGAAGAUCAACGUCACUCUUGAAGAUGGCUCAGUUGUGGAAAGACAAGAGUAUUUUCUUGCAGGAUCCUUUGGAUGCCUUUGGUACCUCGCUUGGCUGUUCAUCGUCAGAGCCAAUCCAGAAGUCGAUCCAUUCAUAAAAGAGGCGGAAAAGCAAUUCAUCUUGUCCAGUAUUGGAGAUCGGAGUCAAGUGAAGAAUAUCAGGCAUCCUUGGAAGGAUAUUCUGACAUCAAUGCCAGUGUGGGCAAUCAUAGUUGCAAGUUUCAGUUCAAUGUGGGGAUCACACACUCUCUUCACUCAACUGCCGAUGUUCUUGAAUGUGGCGAUAAUCAGACACAUAAUAUUUGCAACGCAACAUUUGAAUCUUGAUUUGAAUUCAAUAACAAACUCACUUUUCACGAAAGACACUCUGAACUUCAAUGUGGGCACAACAGGAAUCAUGGCCUCAAUUCCUUACAUGGUGCUAACUUGUCUGCUUUUCUUCACGGGCUUCUUUGCUGAUUGGCUGCUCCGGAAAGGACACUUGAGGACAGGUCAAGUUCGCCGAUAUUUCAAUUGUGGAGCUUUUGUCGCGCAAAUGACGUUCAUGCUUCUCACGGCCUUCACAACUGAUCCAGUCUUAAGUGUCGUCUUCAUAAGUCUUGGCGUUGGCGCUGGAGCGUUCACGUCAUCAGGAUAUAAACCUAAUAUGCUGGAUUUGGCUCCCAGUCACGCGUCUGUCUUGAUGGGCUUGGCAAACACUUUCGGGGCUCUUCCUGGUGUCAUCAGCCCAAUUGUGACGGGCUUUAUUGUGACUGAUAAGACGAAAGAACAGUGGCAAAUUGUUUUCUACAUUGCAGCCGGAAUUUACUUGUUCGGAUGCAUUUUCUACUGGUUUUUCGUGCGAGGACGACUUCAACCCUGGGCAAAAAUUGACAUUGAAGAAUUGGCAAAUAGAAAUGCACUGAAAGAGAGGAAAAAGCUCAAAACAGUGGAAUAAUUCAAGUGUCAUUUCAACG